GACGCUGGUCGGUAAGGUUAUCGGGGUUUGUUAGAUCGUGUAUCUUCGUUGUUUACGCGAAGUUGACCACGUGCUCGGUCGUUCUGACGUCCAGAACUUCAAUGGUUUAAAAGGGGAGGAAGAUUUCCACAAGUGCUUAAAAUAUGGAUAACUUCUACAGUUCUCGUUUACAUGGAUUUCCUAAUCUGAGUAGGGGUAGUGGUAGUAUGGAGUCAGCCCUAUCAGAACAAGGAAUCCUGUCUCUUCUGAUUGUUUUGGGUAGCAGUGUUUCCUUAGUGGGCUUGGUGUUCGCUUUUAUAACAUACAGCCUUUUCUCGGAUCUUCGGAACUUGUCUGGAACAGCGCUGAUGAAUCUUCUGGCAGCCAUGUUUAUGACUCAAUUACUCUACGUAGUCGGUGUUGGAGGCAUAGUUGAUCCCGAUCUUUGCAUUUCGUUGGCUUUCAGUCUUCAGUACGUUCGACUGUGUAUACUCUGUUGGUUGUUGGUUAUCGUUCAUCACAUGUACAGGCAGUUCAACCUUCACAUACACACUUUGAUACCUAGACCAGAGUUAUCAAUAAGCAGAACUUUUUUGGGAUAUUCCUUAUUUGCUUGGGGACUUCCUGCUGUUCUACUGUUCAUAAGCAUAAUUAUAGAAUAUGAGGACAAAUCAAUUGACCUGAUUUUGAGGAACACCAACGAAACAGUUAAACAUAAUUGUUGGUUCCUGGAUAAUAAAUCCUUCUACAUCUGUUAUCUGGUUCCAUGUUGCAUCUGCUUUCUUUGUACCGUAUGGUACAUGUUAUGUGCCAUAGUAGCCGUGUACAGAGCGGUGACAAUCCAACUAGAUAGGAAAGUAAGAAGUAGAAUGCUCAAAAAGAGACGAAUGCAGAUAUUUCUAUUCUUCAAGAUCACAAUAAUAAUCUACGGGAUAGUUGUCCUAGGAGCUCUUUAUAGGCAGGAGGACAACGAAUACACCAAAAUAUCGUUUCAUGUGACUCAAGGACUUCAAGGAAUCAUAGUGGCGAUGCUGGUAACUUGCAAUUGUCAGGUGCUGAAACUUUAUAGCAAAUCGAUCAAGGUGAACAAAAGGAAAUUACCGAAGAUGUACGGUGUAGACAAAAAGGAACUCAACAAGUCGACCAGUAUGCAGCUCUUAACGUGGCAAUCUCCCCCAGAUAUCGUUUAAGGGUUUAUCUUGAGAUAUAAUCGAAUAUGCUUCUCUACCCUCUCUCGUACCUGUCUGCUACUAAGUAGUGGCUUAUUAUAAUAUGUGAAUAAUGCCCCUCUCAAAUUCCUUCGGAAAAUUGUACAUAUCAGGAAAAUAACGAAAAUUUACGAUCGAUGGAAAAUAUGGUUUUCACCAACCCAAAAAAAUUAUUAUAUGUUUUG
Molecule: messenger RNA, 1372 nt
Organism: Coccinella septempunctata (seven-spotted ladybird)
Lineage: Eukaryota; Metazoa; Arthropoda; Insecta; Coleoptera; Coccinellidae
Product: adhesion G-protein coupled receptor G2-like
Exons: 7
Coding region: 144-1169 (341 amino acids)
Biological process (GO): G protein-coupled receptor signaling pathway; cell surface receptor signaling pathway
Cellular component (GO): membrane
Molecular function (GO): G protein-coupled receptor activity
Source: RefSeq, a predicted model, not a curated record